This is a messenger RNA of Bacidia gigantensis, 2247 nucleotides long. RefSeq lists its product as uncharacterized. Bases 1 to 2247 code for a protein of 748 amino acids. The record is from RefSeq and is a predicted model, not a curated record. NCBI's taxonomy places the organism in Eukaryota, Fungi, Ascomycota, Lecanoromycetes, Lecanorales, Ramalinaceae. The transcript has a single exon.
AUGAUUGUCCAGGUGAAAGAUCAUAGAGGCAAUAAGACAAACAACUCUUCAUCUGGCUCUGAGUCGAAAGGAACAAAUGUUCCUCUGUCGAUACAUAAUUAUGAACAAUGGGUGACGCCCUCCCCGUACAUGCCGUUUCCUGAGCAGAAACGACCAGAAAAUGACCCGAAGGAUGCUUCUAUCCCCAGCACUCAGUUAUCUUCUUCUAAGGAGAAAGACAAGUCUCACGAGCCAAAAAUCUACACCGUGGUUCUCUUCCCAACUGCUCAAUCAAUACAAGAAGAGGCUUUCAUUCAGGCAAAUACACCCGAUGCCAGGCAAGGGAACCGCAAAGGGCAAGGCACAAAUGUACCACGGACACCAGCCUCCGGGACUGUACCACCAACCCCCCUUUCCGCGAUUCCUCCAACACCAUCUGCUUCAGUCCCUCCGGCCAAGAGACAGAAGAUGUCAAUAUCUGGCGCCGAAAUUCAAGGAUUCGAAAGCAAAAUCAUUGCAGCAACCGCUCCGCCCUUGUUCCUAGAUCCUGUAGCUGAUCUUGGUCAAGCAAAUGAGGUUCUAGAAAGUUUGACCGGUCCUUUGCAUAGAGAGAAGUUGCCAUCCCCAAAGACUAGAAAACGAACGGUUGCCGAAUUAGCGGCCGAUGAGAGGAUUGCUGCUCAGGAACAAGCCUUUAUGCUGAUUAUGGACGAAAAGGCCAACACCGCUGGCAAGUCAGGAGCAAAUGAUGAAGAUGGUGCCGCGCCAUUUGAGCCGAGCUUCGAGACUCUGAAUGCCAUCCAAAACAUCAAAAACCACCACAAUGAACGUGCCCGCUUGAUUGCGCAGCAACAGAAGAAACACGAAGUUGAAAUGAAGCGUCUCGAGCAGACAGCAAAGGUAAACCGUCAGCACAAGGACUUUAUGGAUCAGCAAGAGAUGCAGCAAAAGAAAGCAAUGGCGCUAAAACGACAGAACGAUCUUGUGCAGCGGCAGCGUUUAACCCAGAACACAAUGGCCCAUGCCCAGGUGAAUGGGAGUAUGCCAAAUGGUUAUCCGCCUGGUCCUCAGUCGCCACCAAUGCAACGCAUUGGCACACCUCACAGCAACCCCUCACCUACCCCCGGACAAGCAAUGGGAUCACAAAUUGGUGGCGUGCCAAUGCAACAUACCUCCUCCGGACAAGGAAGCAGUCCUGGUCGGCCUCCAUCAUCGAUGCGACAGAGUCACCCUGGGGCUGCUGUACAAAUGUUACGUGAUCAAAGCAGGCAGAACCCCAGUCGUACCAGUACCCCGCCAAUGAAUGGAACUCCGCAUAUGGCCAACGUUACUCCCAGCAUACCUCAUUCAACUCCAAUCAUUGGACAAGGCACCCCCGUCUCUAGAAUGUCGCAGGCUAGUCCACCAAAUGUCAUGCAGACAUCCAUAGGCCAACCUAUGAACGUGCCGCAAGGAAUGUCUACGGAACAGUAUACCAAUUCGAUGCGAGAAAAUCAGAGACAACAAGCUGCUUUCCUUCAACAACAACAGGCGAUGCACAAUCAACAGCAGCGCGCUGCGAUGCAACAGCUUCAGAUGCAACAGAACGGCCAAAUGUCCCCUCAAGGCACGGGGGCACACAACAUGCAACAACAGAUUGCGAUGCAGCAACGGCAAGCUGCAAUGCGAGCUGCACAGAACGCAGCAGCGGCUGGCAUGCAACAACACCAAGGCAUGCCGAACGGUGCUUCCCCAGGUAUGCCUCAGCAUCAGAACCCUGGCGCAAACCAUCUAGGACAACAACAACCUAACCAACCACGUCCGAUUGCGCAAGUUCCUCAACAGCAAGGUUCCAACGCCUUUCAGCAGCAUCAGCAAAAAGUCUUUCAACAGGAAUUGCAGCGGGUCAUGUUUCAAAUUACUCAACAAAAUGGAGGAAAUCCGCCUGUACUCAAUCAGCAGCAAAAACAGCAAGCCCAGGCCCGUGCGAUGGACCAGACCAAUGCUAUCAUCCAACGUAUGAAAUUAGAUAACCACAACAAGAGUAUACAAAAUCAACAGCAGGCGCAGAUUGAAAACACGCGUAGAAUGAUGGGUCAGCGUCAACAGGGUGGCAUGCCAAUGGGACAAGGUAUCAAUGGAAUGGGCAAUCCGCAGAUGGCAGGAAUGAGACAAGGUCAACAGAUGACGAGGGAAAUGGCGGCGCAAUACGCGCAAAUGCAGCAUUUUGCCAAUUCAGCGAACAUGAAUGGGAUGGGCGGUAUGAAUGGAAUGAAUGGGAUGCAGUGA